Cornus florida is the source of this 1092-nucleotide messenger RNA. RefSeq lists its product as uncharacterized. The record is from RefSeq and is a predicted model, not a curated record. The transcript has 2 exons. Gene Ontology annotation, biological process: mitochondrial proton-transporting ATP synthase complex assembly. Bases 22 to 879 code for a protein of 285 amino acids. Lineage: Eukaryota; Viridiplantae; Streptophyta; Magnoliopsida; Cornales; Cornaceae. Gene Ontology annotation, cellular component: mitochondrial membrane.
UAUAAACCCCUCGCAAGUUACAUGGUGAAGAGGGGGGGCCAAAACCCUCUAACAACAUUUCACUUUGUUUUCAGCUCAGAAUCAGAGAUUCUCUUUGAACAAAGUUUCAGAAAUGGCGAGAGCGGCUCUCCUUCACUUGGCUCGAUCACGCACCAGUCAUCUCACUUCCAGAAACCUUCAAUCUGGUUGGUUUCUGUCUAUAUAUCUACAUCUGUACGUAUAUAUCUACAUGGUUGUCAUCUCUUUAGAUUUGGAACAUGGCAACACACUCCAAGUGCCAAAACUAACCUCAACUCUGCCAUACAGCUUGCUGCUGUCCAGAAAAGAUGGUCAUCUCAAUCCACUGCUUCAGAAGAUGACAGCAAGAUCAGCAUUGGACCUCGUAGAGGCGGUGAGGCGGGGGACAAAGAAAAAGACAAUGGAGUUACUUAUUAUGGUCCAAUCUCUUCUACUAUUAAGAAAGUGAAGAUGCUCUCUCUUUCCACCUGCUGCCUCUCCGUGUCUUUAGGCCCUGUUAUAACUUUCAUGACUUCUACUAACUCGAAUGUGAUCCUUAAGGGUGCAGUGGCAUCCACAGUUAUAUUCCUCAGUGCUUCUACGACUGCUGCCCUUCACUGGUUUGUGAGCCCUUACAUUCACAAGCUCAGAUGGCAGCCCGGUUCUGACAGCUUUGAGGUGGAGAUGAUGUCAUGGCUGGCAACAUAUCUUCCAAAGACUAUUAAGUUUGCGGACAUCAGGCCAGCAGAGACCAACAGGCCUUUCGUGACGUUUAAGGCCAACGGGAACUUCUAUUUUGUGGAUGCUGAGCACUGUCAUAACAAGGCUUUGUUGGCGAGACUGACCCCACAGACGCAGGAGUCCGCUUUUAAGAACUUGUGAUUUGCAGUUGCAGUUAUAUUCCAACAGGAGUAUUUUGAAGGUUUGCUUGCUGUUAGGACUUAGGAUGAUAUGUUAUAUGCUGGUGUCUGGUUAUUAAUCUGGAUAGUUUGAGCCUUUGUGCACGUAUCUAUGUCUCUUUUUUUUCGUUUUAUAGUUAAAUGAGAUGACAAAGUUCGAUUGAUUCGACGAAUAAAUGAACAUUUCUGGUUAAAA